CCUAUCAAAUAUUUAAACACCACGUGCUUUUCCUUUUCAGUGCUUUUAGUUACUUGUAUUGAAUAAUAUUGUAAAUAAUUAAAAUAUUUAACAAUUAAUUAAUAAUAAUUAUCAGGAAAUAUGAAUGUGAUUCCUUGUUGUACAUGGGUUAAAAAAGGAGUUGCUGCUGCUGUUCCUGACAAAGUGCAAUUGACAGCUGAAGAGCUCGAGGGAAUAAUAAAAAAGACUGAAUCAGAUCUAGCAGAUUUGGAAGCUGACUCGGAUGCUGAUUCUGACAAUGAACCAGGAUGUAGUAAUGCUCCAAAGAAAAAUGACACCCCAAAAUCAAUGGACGAUGAGUUUAAUUUUGAGAAUUACGAUGAAGAAGCUGGUGAUAUCAAAGCCAGUAUGGGUGGUCUAGCAUCAAUUAAUCCUGACGGAAAGGAUCCUUAUAUAACAGUAGCAGAAAGCGAUGACAAUGACUCUGAAAAAGAGGACGAUAUUAUUAAACCUGACGAUAAUCUCGUCUUACUAGGACACGUUGACGGAGAUGCUAGUAUUCUCGAAGUAUAUGUUUAUAAUGAAAGAGAAGGUUCAUUUUAUUGUCACCAUGAUAUUUUACUUCCGUCAUUCCCACUGUGUCUUGAAUGGCUAAACUUUGAUCCUUCUGACGCUAAACCAGGAAAUUUUGUUGCCAUCGGAAACAUGACAUCAGUAAUUGAAGUAUGGGAUUUAGAUAUCGUCGAUUGUUUGGAACCUAUUUUUAAACUUGGUUGCAAGCCAAAUAAAAAAAAAAAUAAAAAACGUGUUGGUCAUAAAGAUGCUGUGCUAGAUAUAACAUGGAACGUUAAUUUACCGCAUAUAUUAGCAAGUGGAUCUGUUGACAAAACGGUCUUGUUAUGGGAUAUUGAGAAAGGUAUUCCUGACACAAAGCUCGAUCAGUUUAAUGAAAAAGUCACGACUCUUCAAUGGCAUCCACAGAAACCUUACAUGUUACUCACUGGAUCUGAGGACAAAACAGUAAAAUUAUUUGACUGUCGAACGAGUGAUACUUUCAAAAACUGGGAGACAACUGGAGAAGUUGAACGUGUGCUAUGGAAUCAUUUUGAUCCAAACUAUUUCUUUGUGGGUACCAAAAACGGUAUUGUUGAAUGCAUCGACAUUAGACAAGGACAGCAUUUGUGGCAAGUAAAAGCUCAUGACAAAGAAAUAACAGGUUUAUCACUUAGUGUGUCAUGUCCAGGAUUUUUGGUAACGGCAUCCGAUGACGGAGUAAUUAAAGUAUGGGACUCAUUGGUUCCACAAUUAUUAGAGCCUGUUUGGGAAACAGAAACGAAUUUAGGAGCCAUUCAGUGUCUGACUUCAUCGCCUGAUAGUCCAUUUAUAAUUGCUGCUGGUGGCGAUCAUAAAUCAAACAAUUUCAAAGUAUGGGAUUUAACGGAAGUAACAACAGUAAAUGAAAGAUUCCGAUCAAGAAAAUUGAUUGAACCAGUCCAGAAUAACGAAACUGACCCAGCAAAUAUUCAAGGGUCUGAAGAAAUGGAAGUUACUGAUGAAUAAAUUUUAAAUAAACAACAGAUAAAUUACUUUUUC
Microplitis mediator is the source of this 1572-nucleotide messenger RNA. It is a transcript of the gene nclb, whose product is annotated as periodic tryptophan protein 1 homolog. Gene Ontology annotation, cellular component: nucleus. Lineage: Eukaryota; Metazoa; Arthropoda; Insecta; Hymenoptera; Braconidae. Gene Ontology annotation, molecular function: protein binding. The record is from RefSeq and is a predicted model, not a curated record. The transcript has 10 exons. Gene Ontology annotation, biological process: rRNA processing. The coding region runs from base 121 to 1539 and encodes 472 amino acids.